AGCUCCACCCCGCGCUGCUGCCGCCGCUGCUGCUUAUUGUUUUCCUCCCUCACCCCCCGGUCGGGUCAUGGCUACUAAUUCCGCUGACGAGUCGUUCCCUUUACACGGGCUGCUUCCGAAGAAAGAGACCGGUGCCGCUUCUUUCCUGACCCGCUUUCCAGACUACGAUGGCCGGGGCGUGCUCAUCGCCGUCCUGGACACGGGAGUGGACCCGGGGGCGCCCGGCAUGCAGACCACAACAGAGGGGAAGCCGAAGAUUGUGGACAUCAUUGAUACAACUGGCAGCGGAGAUGUCAACAUGUCUACGGUGGUGGAGCCCAAGGAUGGAACAGCGGCUGGACUCUCUGGACGCACACUCAAGAUCCCUCCUGCCUGGGUGAAUCCAUCCGGGAAAUAUCACAUCGGGGUUAAGAAUGGUUAUGAGUUUUUCCCCAAGGCUCUCAAAGAGAGAAUACAGAAAGAGCGGAAGGAGAAGAUGUGGGAUCCUGCACACAGAGCUGCAUUAGCGGAGGCCACCCGCAGAGCGGAGGAGUUCGACCUGGCCCACCCCAGCCCCUCACAGACCGAGAAGCUGCAGAAGGAGGAGCUGCAGUGCCACACGGAGCUGCUGAGCUCUCUGGAGAAGAAGUACAGUGACCCGGGUCCAGUCUAUGACUGCAUAGCGUGGCAUGAUGGCAUCACUUGGAGGGCAGUGGUGGAUACGUCAGAGAGCGGAGACCUGGCAUCCUGUACUGUGCUGAGCUCCUACAGAGAGAGACAGGAGUAUGCCACUCUGGGAGACGCUGAGAUGCUCAAUUACUCCAUCAACAUCUAUGAUGAGGGGAAUACUCUCUGCAUCGUUACAAGUGGAGGUGCUCAUGGAACUCAUGUUGCCAGCAUUGCGGCGGGCCACUUCCCAGAGGAGCCAGAAAGGAACGGCGUGGCUCCUGGUGCUCAGAUCCUGGCCCUGAAGAUAGGAGACACUCGCCUGAGCACUAUGGAGACAGGCACAGGCCUCAUAAGAGCGAUGAUUGAGGUCAUCAACUACAAGUGUGACCUUGUGAACUACAGUUAUGGGGAGGCAACUCAUUGGCCAAAUUCAGGGAGGAUCUGUGAAGUGAUCAGUGAGGUAGUGCAGAAACACAACGUCCUUUUUGUGUCGAGUGCUGGAAACAACGGGCCGUGCCUCUCCACUGUGGGCUGCCCUGGAGGAACCACAAGCAGCGUCGUAGGUGUUGGAGCGUAUGUCACCCCUGACAUGAUGGUAGCCGAGUAUUCUCUGAGAGAGAAGCUGCCCCCGAAUCAGUACACCUGGUCCUCCAGAGGUCCCAGCACAGAUGGGGCUCUCGGGGUCAGCAUCAGUGCUCCUGGUGGUGCCAUCGCAUCUGUGCCUAACUGGACGCUUCGCGGCACUCAGUUAAUGAACGGCACAUCCAUGUCUUCUCCCAACGCUUGUGGCGGCAUCGCUCUUAUACUCUCAGGUCUGAAGCAGAACGGGGUUCGGCCCACAGUUGCGGCUGUGAGACGUGCUUUGGAAAACACGACCCUAAAAGUGGACGACAUUGAAGUGUUUGCGCAGGGCCAUGGCAUAAUUCAGGUGGAUAAGGCGUUUGACUACCUCAUGCAGCAUGCCUCUUCCCCUACCAGUAACCUAGGCUUCACAGUUACUGUUGGGAAUCACAGAGGCAUCUACCUCAGGGACCCCAUUCAAGUGUCCACUCCGUCCGAUCAUGGAGUGGGCAUUGAGCCGGUCUUUCCCGAAAACACUGAAAACUCCCUGCGGAUUUCACUGCAGCUGCACCUGGCGCUCACCUGCGGCACAUCCUGGGUGCAAUGCCCUUCGCACCUGGAGCUCAUGAACCAGUGUCGGCAUGUUAACGUCCGCAUCGACCCGCAGGGGCUGCGAGAGGGACUGCAUUACACUGAGGUGUGUGCAUAUGAUACUUCAGCUCCCAAUGCUGGUCCUCUCUUCAGAGUGCCCAUAACGGUUAUAAUCCCUACAAAAGUUACGGAGAGCCGGAAUCAGGAGAUCUCCUAUACAGAGGUGCACUUUAGACCAGGCCAGAUCCGGCGCCACUUUAUCGCCGUCCCUCAAGGGGCCUCCUGGGCAGAGAUCACAUUAACAUCUCACUCCAGUGAUGUGUCCUCUAAGUUUGUCCUCCAUGCUGUGCACCUCGUGAAGCAGAGGGCUUACCGAGCGAAUGAGUUUUACAAGUUCUCCUCUCUGUUGGAGAAGGGCUCACUGACAGAGGCUUUCCCUGUGCUGCCUGGUCGGACAGUAGAAGUAUGCAUUGCUCGUUGGUGGGCCAGUCUUGGUGACGUCACUAUAGACUACACAGUUUCUUUCCAUGGGCUGCAAACGUCUCCCUGUCCUCUUCAUAUUCAUGCUUCUGAAGGAAUUUCAAGUUUUGAAGUAUCAUCUCCUGUAAGAUAUGAGGACGUCUCCCCCACCAUCACCCUAAAGAACUGGGUACAGCCUCUCAGGCCAGUAAGUUCAAAAAUGAAAGCGCUCGGCCUCAGAGACGUCUUGCCCAAUAACCGCCAGCUUUAUGAAAUUGUCCUCACAUAUAACUUUCAUCAGCCUAAAAGUGGAGAAGUGACCCCUAGCUGUCCUCUGCUGUGUGAGCUAUUAUAUGAGUCGGAGUUUGACAGUCAGCUCUGGCUCCUCUUUGACCAGAACAAGAGACUCAUGGGCUCUGGAGAUGCAUAUCCUCACCAGUACUCUCUGAAGCUGGAGAAAGGGGAUUACACCAUCCGCCUGCAGGUUCGUCACGAGCAACAGAGUGAACUGGAGCGGCUGAAGGACCUGCCCUUUGUUGUGUCCCAUCGACUCUCCAACACGCUCAGCCUGGACAUCUAUGAGACGCAUCGGUCUGCCAUGCUGUCUAAGAAAAAGGCUAACUCCCUCACGCUUGUCCCGGGAACCUUGCAACCAUUUUACAUCACCUCCCUGCCGGACGACAAGAUCCCUAAAGGUACAGGUCCUGGCUGCUACAUGACGGGCUCCCUGGUCGUGCCCAAGAGUGAAUAUGGGAAAAAAGCAGGCCAAGCCUCAGCCAAACGACAAGGAAAAUUUAAAAAGGAUGUUGUGCCAAUUGUUUACCACUUGAUCUCUGCCCCCAACAAAACGAAGAAUGGAGGAAAAGAGAAGGAGAAGGAUGGAGAGAAGGAAAAGGACAUGAAGGAAGAAUUCUCCGAAGCCCUCAGAGACUUGAAGAUCCAGUGGAUGACGAAAUUGGACAAUGGUGCUUUGUAUGACGAACUGAAGGAGACCUUCUCUAAUUAUCUCCCUCUCCAUGUGCAGCGACUGCAUCAGCUUGAUUCAGAGAAGGAGCGGCUGAAGCGAUUAGGAGAUAUUGUGGCAGCAGCAGACACUGUAAUCUCUCAGAUCGACCAGACUGCUCUGGCGGUCUACCUCACCAUGAAAACAGACCCACGUCCAGAUGCGGCCUCCAUCAAGAGCGAUAUGGAGAAACAGAAGUCGUCGUUGCUAGACGCUCUGUGCAGGAAGGGCAGCGCUCUGGCUGACCAACUUAUGCAGUCUCCAGCUCAAGAGGGCGCCAGUGCGAAUGAGGUGGGCAGCUCCGAUGAAGACCCUCUGGGUGUCACUAAGGCCCUGAAUGACACUUUCUGGGAGGUGCAGAAGUGGGCUGAGCUCACUGACUCCAAGGUUUUGACAUUUUCCUACAAACAUGCCUUGGCAAAUAAAAUGUAUGGAAGAGCCUUGAAAUACACAUCAAAAAUAGUAGAAGACAAACCAAGUAAAGAAAACUGGAAGAACUGUAUCCAGUUGAUGAAGUCUCUUGGUUGGAUGCACUGCGCCUCCUACACUGAAAACUGGCUUCCCAUCAUGUACCCCUCAGACUUCACCCCCUUUUAAAAGGAAAAGUACACGGAUCCCCCAACACCUCAUUUUCCCACAUGACCCCAGUGCACUCUGACACACCUAACAGGAUGCACGCCUGUGAAUGCAGUACCGUGUUUCAAAGCUGCCUUGUUUGGAAGUGACCACCUCUCUUCACAUGAUCCUGACUGGAUCCCACUAUGCCUUCCUUGGUGCCGUGUCACUUCGUGUGACACUGUACAUCUGCACCCUGUCGAGGACAGUCCUUCACAGCAAGUUCUAAAAGGAACACAAAGCUUCACAUUUUAGUCCAAUACAGCUACCCCACAACUCUACAACUCCCCACCUCCCCAGUUUCAGAUUCCUCACUCGUUUGGUUACACUUAUGUGGAAGAGGUGACGACGCCAUUUCCUUUCUUUGUGUUCUCCGUUAUCACCAAUGUCGACAUAUUUUGGGGACAGAGCUUCUGCUCAUUGGACCUUUUUUCCCCCACCUCAUCCAUCGAACAGAGAGUGUUUGGCACGGUUCCAGAACUGCUCCUCGGAGCCCUUUUUGUGGUUUGGAGUGCCAAUUGCGUUGCUUUCUGUCAAUUAUACAGCAAGAGUAGAAUGUCUGAACUGAUGUGUUGAAAUGUAGAAACAGGUAUCAUUGCACAAGGCAAUAUGUAAACCCAAUUUUUCUUCAUAUACAAUAUAUGUACAAUGUAUGCAUGUUUUUAUAAAGCUUAAAAGAUUGGUUCUGGCUUGAAAGCUCAGCUUUCAGUCAUGUAUAUCGAGUAUAUUGGACUGGGCUUUUAUACUAUCGAACAGAGUCCAUGUCAUGCCUUUUUAAUGAGUGUGAAAUUACCAAGUAUAGAUGUCUUUGUGAGGUUUGUUGUGUGUGGGAGUGUUUGUUAGUGUCUGAGUGAGCGUGUCUCUGUGCAAACUGUUAAUUUAGGUUAAUAUAGAUUUAUUUUAUUUUAUUUUUUGGUUCUAUAUGCCUAUAACGUUUGCGUGGCACACCAGUCCUCUUGCUUUUGUUUCCUUGGAGCCCCAAUCAGGAAUUUGUACAAAUGACGGGCUGGUUUAGGGUAUUGCAAAAAAAAUAAAAAAGUCUUCUAAAAAGUCUGAACCAUCACCGCUGUAAGUUUAGAAUGCAUACAUGCUGACAAGAUACCUGCCUUUCCAACCCAUAGUAACCUCUGAUUCUUCAUUUGAGUUCUAGAAAGCUGGAUUGGAGGGUUAACAGGAUGUCUUUAAACUGAGUUUAAGGAAAUGCUGGAUUGAACUGCACUACGUUGCCAUCGGGGUUAAGUUUAGACCUUAAACCGGCUAUCUUUCUAACCAACAAAUCAAACUUCAUAAAGAUCCCCUCAGGUCAGCUGAUCUGUACUUAUGCAGCAUUAGCUUGGUCUUGAUCUCUCUGUAGGAGAAGUGCUAGUAUCUCCUAGAGUUGGUUUUCCAGGGCAGCAUUCUGAAUGGAGAUCCAAAAUGAAAAGGAAAGCAGUGUAGGACUAGUGAUGAUCUCUGUACAACUCUGCGGGGACUUUUUAUUUUUUUUUUAACUGUAAUACAAACUUGUUAGUGUUUACUAUCCCAUGUUUACCUCAGCGCUUCCUUAAUUUGAGCCCAAAAUGAUCUUGUUAAGCCACCAAUCCAGCUUCACAGCAUCCAAAAUGUACUGGUACACUCAAGGCAGAAUUUUAAGGCAGCUGUUUGUUAAUUGCUCAUUGGGGCUUUAAGCUGAAUUGUUUCUUUAAAGGUAUGUAAGUUUACAAAUUGUCGUCCCCACGAAAGUGGUGUUUCAAUGGAAAUGACGGUUUUAAGCUCACAAGCCAGCAAUAUAUCCUCAGUCUUUUAUAUGACCAUAAAGAAAAGUGUCAGAUUCGCAGUUGAGGCUAAGAAAUGAAUGAAUUUGAGAGAGUCGGCACUAAAAAAGGAGUCUUUCCUUGAUACUGUGUUUGAUAAGUUUGUUUUAGCCAACAAUGGUCAGAGUUUCAACAUGAUCUUAUACCUCGCUAAGAAUCUUACGAAUUUAUUAUUUUCCUGAGAUGAUUCUUGCUUUGGCUUAUGUGCUAAACGCAUUCUUUCUUCUUGUGUCCCUCUUGGUCUGUGUACACCUUUUAUUUUUAAUCUUUUGCUUUGGAAUGACAUUCAGGGUUACGCUGGCAGAACUUUGCCAACAACAGUUUCCUCGAUAAUGGCCUUAAAAAUGUCACAAUCUGCGAAUACCGUCCGCCUCUGAGCACAGUCAGGGGUCUCAUAUCACUCGCUUGCUGUGUCAAAGACAUUAGGAUCUAUUUAUGGAUGUCCUGUAUUUAUAAAGUUUAAAGCAAAAAGUAGGUAAUGCCAAUAUUUUAAAAAUAUAAUUUUAAUUUGAAGCCUAUGAUAUGUGCUAGUGUUAUUUUAUAACCAUUAUUCCUCAAGAGAUGUAUGGAAAGUCAUGACAAGUUAUUUUGUUAUCAUGGUUAAUGUUGGGAAUUAUGUGAUUUAUGAUGGAGAAAAUUCUGAAUAAAACUAUUUAAAACCAAAA
Pygocentrus nattereri (red-bellied piranha) is the source of this 6335-nucleotide messenger RNA. It is a transcript of the gene tpp2, whose product is annotated as tripeptidyl peptidase 2. The record is from RefSeq and is a predicted model, not a curated record. Gene Ontology annotation, biological process: proteolysis. Bases 68 to 3859 code for a protein of 1263 amino acids. Gene Ontology annotation, cellular component: cytosol. NCBI's taxonomy places the organism in Eukaryota, Metazoa, Chordata, Actinopteri, Characiformes, Serrasalmidae. The transcript is spliced from 29 exons. Gene Ontology annotation, molecular function: tripeptidyl-peptidase activity; serine-type endopeptidase activity.